Molecule: messenger RNA, 900 nt
Organism: Cuscuta epithymum
Lineage: Eukaryota; Viridiplantae; Streptophyta; Magnoliopsida; Solanales; Convolvulaceae
Source: the annotation of a GenBank genome assembly
GAUUUAUUCAACUCUUUCCGGCUCUUAGGGAAACCUCUGCAUGUAGAUUACGCCUCACUUGCUUUGAGAGGAUUUCUGAUUUACCCACAUCACUGACAUCAGCCAUUCCAACUUCUAAUAAAAAACUUGGAGACUCCAUCUCAAUCACUUUUAGCAAUAUUGAUUUAGAUGAAUGUGUUUAUAGAAUCUAUGAGUUCUGCAAUGGCUGCAAGUGCUCCCUUCAAAGUCGAUUUAAAGAGUGUUAAUUCGCACUUGGACGACAAGGCUGUGUUGUUGUUGACAGUAGUACGCAGGUGGAUUGUUCCUGACAAGGGAAACUCCUCCAAAAAUAUGAUUAAAAUGGACUUCAUGAAAGGAGGUAAUAGUUCUGGGAAUGAUGAUGAUGAUGAUGAGUCCUGGGAAUGUGAUGUUUGUCUCAGUUGCUACUUGCUAGGAAUUUGGACUGCAGAGUCUACAAUUUAUCUGCCUUGGUCAACUUAGAUCAUUUCCCGCCAUCACUAAUGCCUUAGGGAGUGUUUGCAAUUGCUUCAACUUUAAAAAAGUGAUUUUUUAAAGUAAUUUUGGGAAAAGUGAUUAAUAGUAAAAGUUGGUAGUGUUUGAGAAAAAAAUGAUUCUGAAAAAGUAAAAGUUAGUGUUUGGUAAAAUAAGUACUUUUUGUGUAAUAGAAAAAGUGAAAAGCAGUUUAAAGCACCCUUCCACCUGAUUCCAGCUUUUAGCUUUUAAGUGAUUAAUUUAAGCAGAAGCUGUCAUUUGAAAACACUCUUUUUAGCUUUUUUAAAGCCAAAAGCUGAAAAGCACUUUUUUUAAGCAACCGCAAACACUGCUUUAGUAAACUUGGACCAUUCUCUACCAUCGCACUUUGCUCUAUUAUUAUUUAUCUUAUUUGUAUUUCCAAGUUAC